Molecule: messenger RNA, 729 nt
Organism: Mucor velutinosus
Lineage: Eukaryota; Fungi; Mucoromycota; Mucoromycetes; Mucorales; Mucoraceae
Exons: 2
Coding region: 1-729 (242 amino acids)
Source: RefSeq, a predicted model, not a curated record
AUGGCUGAUGUAAACUGGUUUUAUAUUAAGCAUGUAGGCACAAACAAAAUAAUUGCUUCUUGCCUCUGUCAAGACGAUGCCGCUAAUGACAAUACGAUACUUCUAAUGAGAACGCAAGUGAUUGUAACAAAGCCGACCUACUCUGACAAUGAAUUGUGGUGCUGGGAUGAUCGGCAGCUUCGAAACAAAAGUACAGGCCUGGUGCUUGACAUUCGUAAGGGCAGAAUUCGUUUUAUGGAGGAUACAGAAAUAUGCCUGUAUUAUAAGAAGUCAAUGGAAGAUUCUCAAAAUCAGUUGUGGGCUGUCCAAACAGAGUUUCAACAGACAGAACACCCAUUGGUCAAACGUCGAUCAUCCCAAAAAACUCGCAUAGGAAGUGUGAUUUACUCAGUUGCCAACAGUGAUUGGGUGUUGGAUGUGUGUCCUGAAGGCCAAAAGCUGAUUUUAUUCCCAUACAGUCAAGAUUUGAAUCAUCAGCAGAGAUGGCUAUUCAUUCCUGAGAAGGAAAUGAUCUUGACUGAAGAACCUACUUCACUAUCUGACAACAAGAUGGCUGGCACAUCAACGUAUGAAGCGUAUUACAGCACUCCUCUCAGUAGUAGUAGCUGUAACAGCAAUACUUCUUCAUCCUACUCAAUUAACUCUAUGGGUUUUGCUCAUGGUUUGACGCCUGCCAAAAGAUGCUCUUCUCAAUCAUCGCUAGCAGCAUCAAGUCGUAAAAGCAGUUGA